This is a messenger RNA of Aspergillus pseudotamarii, 807 nucleotides long. RefSeq lists its product as uncharacterized. Lineage: Eukaryota; Fungi; Ascomycota; Eurotiomycetes; Eurotiales; Aspergillaceae. Bases 1 to 807 code for a protein of 268 amino acids. The transcript has 3 exons. The record is from RefSeq and is a predicted model, not a curated record.
AUGGAGACAGAGUUUUUUGAUGAGAGCUGGCUUGGAAAAGUCAUUUCCUUUACCGGCCCCAACACUAGUUGGCGCCUGACUGGAAAGUUGCGCGAUAAGAACGACCAGUUCAGUGCAGGCGAGAUGAAGCAUUUCCCAGAUGCUAUCAGUGGCGCUUACGGAACCUUCAGAUGUCAAAAUGUACAUUCUAUAGCUGAAUCGGCUAUCAUGAGGAUUGCCAUGCAAAUUCCGCAUGCAGGCGCGAAACCCGAUAGCUUCACCGGCCAGGCAUCCGGCAGCCUUCCAUCCUAUGGACAGCUUAUGCUAGAUGCUUAUGGUACCCUCCAGACAAGGGAAUGCAGAUCCGCCCCACGUCUAUUAAAUAUGAAAAGAGAAUCCCAGGACCACACAGGCAUGCUUCCAGGCGGAUCUAUUCUCUAUCUUCUUAUCGAAAAGGCACCAGGUGAACAGUUAGACUCUCCUGGGUUCUGGGGUCUAGGGCGCCGGGAGCGUGAUAGAAUUCGGCAGGCCUUCAAAGCUGCAUGGGAGGAAUGUGUUGCCAAGGGGUAUCGACCUUACGGAGAUGUCUCGAGCUUAUUCUGGGAUAGUUCCGCGUGCAAGAUGUCGGUAUCCCUUCCUUUUUUGACUCGCUCCAAGGCUGACAACACAAGUACCAUUUACAAUUUCAUGACAGCCUAUCCGACCGAGCCUCAUACCGAAUGGUUUAAUGUCCUAUGGAUCGUUUGGGGCCUAGCAAAGGCGCCUGAUGGGUAUCGCUGGUGGGUGGAAACCGAGAAGGACUCCGACAUGAGAAGAUGGACUUUUUGA